Bombus pascuorum is the source of this 2208-nucleotide messenger RNA. RefSeq lists its product as uncharacterized. The record is from RefSeq and is a predicted model, not a curated record. Bases 405 to 2189 code for a protein of 594 amino acids. The transcript is spliced from 11 exons. NCBI's taxonomy places the organism in Eukaryota, Metazoa, Arthropoda, Insecta, Hymenoptera, Apidae.
UAUUAACAGUUCAGAUAUUACUUUUUGUAGCCAAUAUCUUAAUCACUAUAUGUAUGUAUAGAUACCGAAUUUAAAAGGCGCUGCUUGAGCAACGCGCAUGUGUAUACAUACAUGCGCAUACACAUACAAGCAAAUUUGCUUUAUUUUUAAAGAUUGUUAUCGUUACUUCGUUACAACAUUUUUCUGUUACAAACAUGGAUGCGACAUUGAAUAAGUAUGUUCCAUUUAAAAAUACGCAUUAAAAUAAUAUCAACAGUCGGAGAUGUGUGUCAAAUUUUUAAAUUGGAAAGAUUGUAAGAAUCCUUUUUUCUAAAUAAACGCAAAAAGUUCAUGGGAAAUUUAAAAAUUUGAUUAUAAAGUAUAUAAAUAAUACGAUAUAGCUUCUGUAAAAGCAUAGUUCAGUUAUGCUUAAAGGUUAUAUGAUAACUGCAUUCUUGAUUGCAGUUACAUAUUCAUCUUUUCCAUACACAAAUGAACGUAAAUAUAUCUGUGAUGCUGAUGGUUGUAAAAUAUUAACAAAUAAUUUGAAUAAUAAUAUCUCAUCUAUAAAAUAUUGUACAAGCAAAGAUAUUUCCACUGAUGUUAAUUUUUCAAUAAUAGAAAAUAAAAAUGAAGCUUCUGAAUCUCCUGCUAUUAUACAGAUUAAUAUGAGACCACCAAAAAGUAUAUGUAAAUAUGUAUUAACUUUGUUAACUAAUGCAUCAACUAAUGAAGAAAAGUGUGUGAAUUAUAAAUUUCACAAUUCUUAUGGAAGUGAAACUCAUACUAGGAGUACCAUAUGGUUUGUUUCAGAUAAACAGUAUCAGAACACUAUUGGAAUUUUUGUUCCAUAUAUAUUUACCGCAUGUUAUUCUGUUCAAUUUUCCUUUGAUAAGGAUGUAAAGAUGUUAAAACAUAAUAAAUUCAUAAAAACUAAAUAUAAACGAACAGAAAUCAUGACACCAAUAUUUGAAUGUACAUAUGACUAUAAUAUUGAUAAACAAAUAGGACAUCUUGAGGUACUCCUUUAUAAACCUAUGGUUACAGCUGGAGCAAUAAGAUUGGGAAAACUUUGGUAUGAUUCAUCUGGAAAUGAAAGCUGUCCUUUUAAUAAGAAAGAAUUUCCUAAUGCUGUUUGGAGCUUCGAUGUUUUGGACAGCUAUUUAGGAGAUAAAAAUUAUAACUUUAAUACAACUUUGUUAACAAAUGAAAUAUAUAAUACAAAUUUGACAUUUCAAACUGAAAUUUCACAAAAGGCAAAUUAUUGUGUUUCAAUAUUUUUAUAUCGUGAUAUAAGAUGUCAAGAAUACACUUUAUGGGAACCACCUGACAUAUGUUCUUGGUACCAAAGUUGUCAAGAUAUUACUAUUUCAACUUUUGGUGUACCAACUAAAAUUAAUUCUGAUACAAUUUCUUAUUCGUACCUGCCAAUUACUAUUAUUACAUUAACUAUACUUAUAAUUAUUGGAAUUGUUAUGUAUCUCAUCUAUAUCAUACAUAUUUAUAGUAUGCAAGGAAAAGGCUUUCAUAGAAAUAUUUUCAAUGGAAAUGUUCUUAAAACUAAUGAAACUAAGUAUAAAAAAAAAGAAAAAUUUGAAGACACCAAUGUUAGAAAUACAGAUAUUAUAUUGCUGUAUCCUAAGGGUUCUGAAUCGUUUAUGGCAUUGAUGGCAGAUUUUCGCGGACUACUUAGCCAUGUUUGCCGGUGUGUUGUACACGAUUGGUAUGAUGGCAUGGAAUGGAAUUAUGUGGCUGAGGUUGGUGCUUUUGAUUGGUUUGCAGAAAUGCUCCAUAAAGAAUGCCGCGUUGUUUGGAUAGAUACUCCAAUAAUGCGUGCAUUAAUCACACAAAGAUUGAACAAUAGUUUAUCUCUUAAAAAUUUAGAACAGUAUAGUUUCGUAAAUAUUGGCGAUUUCCGUGACGCAGUGUUUCCUACAGUAUUUAAUUUAUCUAAACGUAAUAUCGGACAGUCGGCAUUACAUGUGCCUAAACAUUUUAUUAUACGAUUAAAAGAAUUUGACAAUUUUGAAAAUGAUAAUGACCCUUUUGUUGAUUUGUCUCCGCAUAUGAGAUACUUUAUACCUCAGGAUUUAAACUUGCUGUGUUCUGAUUUGUCAGCACUGGACUUAAAUAUUAUUGUGCCAUUCACAAACCAAGAAGAUCUUAUAAAACAACAUUUACAUUAUGUAAAAUUAGAUUUUUAUAAAUAAAUAUUUCAAUUAUUUAUAA